Messenger RNA from Aureobasidium subglaciale EXF-2481, 2422 nucleotides. RefSeq lists its product as uncharacterized. NCBI's taxonomy places the organism in Eukaryota, Fungi, Ascomycota, Dothideomycetes, Dothideales, Saccotheciaceae. The transcript has a single exon. Gene Ontology annotation, biological process: ribosomal subunit export from nucleus. Bases 79 to 2157 code for a protein of 692 amino acids. The record is from RefSeq and is a predicted model, not a curated record. Gene Ontology annotation, cellular component: cytosol. Gene Ontology annotation, molecular function: GTP binding; GTPase activity.
GUUAUUUUCUUUGCUGAAUCUUGCCUCUCUACACGCCAUCAACAUCCACUUUUUGACAUCUCGAUCACAACCGUCGCUAUGGUAUUGGCGAAGAGCAAGCAGUCGGUCGGUCUGGGCAAUGCCCUCAUGAACGACCGAUUCAAGAACAAGAAUUCGAACCAGCACAAGGCCGGCGUCGGAGGCAUCCAGAGAAAGAACGAGCUUGGAGAGACAUAUAUCACAAACAACAAGCAGGCCGCUGCCUACGAGAAGAUGCGCUCCAUCACCGAGCAGGGCGAUCUGGACGAGUUCCUGUCUACCGCCGAGCUGGCAGGCACCGACUUCACCGCCGAGAAGAUGAACAACGUCAAGAUCAUUCACAAGGACCAGAAGAACCCCUACCUCCUGUCCUCGACCGAGGAGCGCAACGUCGUCAAGAAGCACAACAAGAACAGAAGUCGUCUUACCGUCCCCCGUCGCCCGAAGUGGGACUCCACAACCACAAAGGAGGAGCUGAACACACGCGAAAGAGAGGCUAUGAUCGAAUGGCGCAGAGACCUUGCCGAGCUGCAGGAGAACCAGGAUCUGCUCCUGACCCCGUUCGAGCGCAAUCUGGAAGUCUGGAGACAGCUGUGGCGUGUCAUUGAGCGUUCCGACCUGGUUGUGCAGAUUGUCGACGCCAGAAACCCCCUCAUGUUCCGCAGUGAGGACAUGGAGUCUUACGUCAAGGAGGUCGACCCGAAGAAGCGCAACUUGCUGCUCGUCAACAAGUCAGAUAUGAUGACUCUGGAGCAGCGCCAACAAUGGGCAAAGUACUUUAUCGACAACAACAUCAACUUCCGUUUCUUCUCCGCCGAGCUUGCUCGUGAAAUGAACGACGCCAAGGCCGAAGAGGAGGAGCUGUCAGCCGAAGAUGAUGAGGACGACGAGGAAGAUGAAGAAGAGGACGAGAGCGAAGACGAGGUUGCCGAGGCUCUGGAAGGAGACGAGAAUGCUUUGGAGCAGGAAGUCAAGAAGCUCGAUAUCCAGGACGCACAAGAGGAGGACGCAAAGUGGGUCGACGAAGAGACAAUUGACGACAAACACGCCGAGCCUGUGUCCGACGUCAUUCCCAUGUCGCUCGAAGAGGCCACACGUAUCCUGACGACUGAAGACUUGGAGGCUCUCUUCCUGGAACACGCUCCCAAGAUGGCCGCCGCUACCGAGGACAAGCCCGCUCGCAAGGUACAGAUUGGUCUCGUCGGUUACCCCAACGUCGGUAAGUCGUCGACUAUCAACGCCCUGCUCGGCGCAAAGAAGGUGUCUGUCUCUGCCACGCCCGGUAAGACAAAGCACUUCCAGACCAUCCAUUACUCGGAGCAAGUCGUCCUUUGCGAUUGUCCUGGUCUCGUUUUCCCCAACUUCGCUUUCACGAAAGCCGAACUCACAUGUAACGGUGUCUUGCCCAUCGAUCAGAUGCGUGAAUUCACCGGUCCCGCAACUCUUGUUGCCACCCGUAUCCCCAAGCCUUUCCUCGAGGCUGUCUAUGGUAUUCAAAUCAACAUUCGCUCCCGCGAAGAAGGUGGUACUGGCACACCCACUGGUGAGGAGCUUCUCCGCGCAUAUGCCGCCGCUCGUGGUUUCUUCACCCAAGGUCUUGGUCAGCCCGACGAGAGCAGAGCUGCUAGAUUGGUGCUCAAGGAUUACGUCAAGGGUAAACUGCUAUUCGUUCACCCUCCUCCCGCAGAGCCACCGAUCGACCACAAGCACUUCAAUCGCGAACUCUACGACUACAACCACCUUCCCCAAAAGCGACGAGCCCAACUCGCAGUUCUGCACUCGGCCGCAAUGCACCCUGAGCAGCAAACUGGUGAUGAACCUUCACUUAUGGAGAACGAUGAGCUUGACAUGGUCCCUAUGAGCGGAGCAAAGACACAACGCAUGGACAAGCAGUUCUUUGCACCCGGACAGGGUAGAGGAGAGCAAAACAUGCCCUUCCACCACAAGUACACAGAGCAAGGACAAAAGAAGGUGGAAAACACAGGUGGCAGAAUGUUGACAGGACGCAAAGCUAAAAUCCUGCUCGCUCUGGAGAAAGACAUGGACCCGGAUGAUGUGAAGAUGAUGACGUCGAGCAAGAAGCACUUCAAGGCUAACAAGAGAGCGCAAAAGAAGGUCAGAAGCGAGUACAACGAUUAAGAGGAUCCAUGGUACGGUUUGCGCAUUUCUUUUUCAUUCUGGUUCAUGGCAUGCUGGGGCGCUUUUUCCAUGGAUAUCCCUGAGUUGAUUAUCUUAUUCUUUCUUCCGUAGUCGAAAUGGUCACGAACAACAACAUGCAUUGCAUUUCUCAUCGAGCUUUGAUGCGAUUGAAGGUGGAGGGUGGAGCGUCGUUCUACCAAGUGGACGAUUUGCCAUGCGUACCUAUUGCUUGCUCCGAAUAAAACAUUAGGAACAAAGCAAUGAC